This is a messenger RNA of Lutra lutra (Eurasian river otter), 1353 nucleotides long. It is a transcript of the gene RPP40, whose product is annotated as ribonuclease P/MRP subunit p40. Gene Ontology annotation, cellular component: ribonuclease MRP complex; multimeric ribonuclease P complex. The record is from RefSeq and is a predicted model, not a curated record. Gene Ontology annotation, molecular function: ribonuclease P activity; ribonuclease MRP activity. The coding region runs from base 283 to 1332 and encodes 349 amino acids. NCBI's taxonomy places the organism in Eukaryota, Metazoa, Chordata, Mammalia, Carnivora, Mustelidae. The transcript has 8 exons. Gene Ontology annotation, biological process: tRNA 5'-leader removal; tRNA 3'-end processing; endonucleolytic cleavage in ITS1 to separate SSU-rRNA from 5.8S rRNA and LSU-rRNA from tricistronic rRNA transcript (SSU-rRNA, 5.8S rRNA, LSU-rRNA).
GCUUUCCUAAACUAUUUAGGGGAGCUAGGUUUAGGGCUGGCAGAGUUUCCACUUCGCCUGCUGUCUUCUGUGGUUUCCAGCCAAAGCGCGCCAGCUCGGCAGCUUUGCGUAGAAAUGCGCGGCGGUGGCCCUGCUUGCGAGCGCAACUUCAGAGCUUUACCGGGAGCUGACGUCGGCUGGUGCUUCGUGAAAAUGGCAUCCUCGUGGGGGCGCUUGGUGUAAGCUGAGGCGUCAGUGAGGUUAAUUAUCUAGCAUCCGGCAAGAGAAGAGGAGAAUAACCAGAUGCCAGUCAAGUGUCCUAUGGCUCGUUUUCACCGACCCACCGAAGUGGCGAGGUCUCCGAAAACUCAACCUGGAAACGGUGUUUCAUUUCUGAUUCCUGAAUGUGGGAUACUGUCAAAAGAACUGAAAAACCUAGCCAUGGAAACUGGACCUUAUUACUUUGUGAAGAACUUACCUCUUCAUGAGUUAAUUACACACGAAUUCAUCCACUCCUUUGUGAAGAAAGGUUCGUUCUAUGCACUAACAUACAAUACAAAUAUUGAUGAAGAUAAUACUGUUGCCCUCCUGCCAAACGGGAAAUUAAUUUUAUCACUGGAUAAAGAUACUUAUGAAGAAACUGGUCUUCAAGGUUGUCCAUCUAAGUAUUCUGGCAGAAAAGUAAUGAAAUUUAUUGUUUCCAUUGAUUUGAUGGAUUUAUCCUUUAACCUGAAUUCUAAGAAGUAUGAAAGAAUAUCUUGGUCCUUCAAAGAAAAGAAGACAUUGAAAUUUGAUUUUCUUUUGGCUUGGCAUCAUACAGGUGCAGAAGAAUCCACGGUGAUGUCACACUUUUCCAGUUACCGAAUUCAGGAGCAUCAGCCAAAAAUAGCCCUGAACACAGUGACAGAGCUGCAGUGCCCGGUCCUGCGGAGCAGUGCACUCCAGGGGGAGCCAGAGGAGGCCUGCAGCGCUCCCGAGCUUCUGGACUGGCUGGGUGCCGUCUUCAGUCACACAGAACUAAAUAACGAGCCUCAUAACUUCAUAUCCACCUAUUGCUGUCCUCAGCCAAGCACAGUGGUGGCCAAAGCUUAUUUGUGUACAAUCACGGGUUUCAUACUUCCAGAGAAGAUCUGUCUCCUUUUGGAACAGUUGCGUCACUACUUUGAUGAGCCCAAGUUAGCUCCUUGGGUUACAUUGUCAGUACAAGGCUUUGCAGACAGUCCUGUUUCGUGGAGAGAAAAUGAACAUGGUUUUCGAAAAGGAGGAGAACAUUUAUACAACUUUGUGAUUUUUAACAAUCAGGACUAUUGGCUUCAGAUGGCUGUUGGGGCGAAUGAUGACUGUCCACCGUGAAAAAUACAAAACUUAAAAUCA